GUAGCAGUAGGUGGGCGAGACGGAGAGACGAAGCCGUAGGCUGCAGCAUAGGCACACAGACUGAAUUUCACGUUAUAAUCCUUUUUUCAGUCAAAAUGGAAUGGAAGUUAGAGAGAUAUUCCCGUUUUAGGGUAAAACCACAGGAAGUUACGCUGUGGGAGAACAUAAUGAACAGGCUUUCUAAAGACUUCGUAAGGACCAAGCGGCACUAUCCACUCAAGACCCUAAGUAUAAAGGCGAACAAAGAACGUCGAACUCCAACCUUCUCAUACCGCAGAUUUAAGAGUCGAAUCGUGCGACGACUGAACAGUGAUGGGAUGCCCGUAGCUAGUAGCCCGGUGACCACUGGAUGGCAGUGUUCGUUCACCUCGGAAUAUGACACCGUCUGCCAGAGACUGCCGCUGGACUCCCCACCACAUGCCGGCUCCCACUCUCCCUCACAUCCUGGUAACCCGGCAACGCCGUCAAAUCACGACAGAGUGGGUCCAGCAGAAGGGGACGGCUGUGACCUCUCACCUGGCCGAGCGCAGCAGGAAGCUCCGCCCCCCGACAGAAAGAAUGCCACAGGCCAGGUGAAUGGCACAGGCCAGGUGAACGGCACAGGCCAGGACUGCUAUUGGAAAGACCCUGGAGCUGCUGAAACAGCCUCCUGCUCCAGGCUGCAGCCCUUCACUGUCCUGGACAGAGCUCCCAGCAUGCACUGCAGCCAACCAGAGCCACAGUUGAGGAUGAUUAUCCCUGGACUGCAGGAUAAUUACUACCUGAGCCAGAUGGACAGGUGUGGGCAGGGCCUGGUGGCACUGGCGUUGGGCUCCUCCGUGGCGCUGUGGAGUGGAGAAACCCGCAGGCUGCAGGGCAGCAUCCACCUCUGCCCGCACACCUCCACCUGCCCCAUCACCUCCACCUGCUCCAUCACCUCCGUCUCCUGGAGCAGAGAUGGCUCCACCCUGGCCAUCGGGACAGGUGAUGGAGAGAUUCAGCUCUGGGACGUGGAAAGCAGGAGUAAAUUGAGAAGUGUACAUGGACACCAGUCACAGGUGGGAGUGCUUACCUGGAACCAACACCUGAUCAGCAGCGGCUCUCUCCUGGGUUCCAUCCGCCACCACGACGCGCGGGCGGGGCCGCCGGUGGGCGGGGCCCGGCUGCAGGGGGGCGUGUGCGGUCUGGAGUGGUCGCCGAGCGGCCGCCGCCUGGCCAGCGGGAGCACAGACGGACUCCUCUGCGUCUGGCCCAGUGACCCCGGGGCGACCGGCAGAGCCGCGCCCACAUCCAGCGUACCCCACCCAACAGCCGUCAAGGCUCUAGGAUGGUGUCCCUGGCAGUCUGAGGUCGUGGCUGUAGGAGGUGGCAGGGCAGAUGGAAUCCUGAGGAUCUGGGACACAAACACAGACACCUGUCUGCACUCUGUCCCCACAAACUCACAGAUCUGUUCUCUGCACUGGAGCCACAGGAGGAAGGAGCUCUUCACAACCCAUGGUCUUCCUCACAAUCACAUCACAUGCUGGACCUUCCCCUCCCUCACACAACAGGCCCAAUUCCAGGGGCACGCGGGCCGGGUAUUGGACAUGGCGCUGAGCUCCUGUGAAAAAUGGAUCCUGUCUUGCGGCUCAGACCAGCAGGCGUGCCUCUGGGACAACCAGCUUCAGCACGCCCCACUCCUCCCCAAUCGCCCUAACUUCCCUCCCUAAUACCCCGCUGCCCCUCCCCAACACCCAAUGCCUCACCCCAACACCCUAACACCCCACUCCCUUACCAUAACUCCCCACCCCAACCCUAACUCCCCCUUGCCCCACCCUACCACCCUGCUCCCCCACCCUAACACCCCACUGCCCCACCCUAACUCCCCACUGCUCCUAACACCCCAUUCGCCCACCAUAACAUCCCAGUCCCCCACCCCAACACCCAACGCCCCACUCCCCCGCCCUGUCACCUUACUCCACACUGGUGCCAAACCUGUGGAUGGGGACACUGGAGCGCUGCGGUGUGUCUGUUCCCCAGCUCACCUGGACAGGACCAUCCCACAACCCCCUGUUUCUGCCCUAUUCCCCCUCUACAAUAAACUGUGAACUUCAUCCAUGCGUUGCUUCUUAUGCUGUGGACUACAGCCGUGGCUCUUUUCAACGCUGCUCUGCACCCAUUCCUGUCUCUCAUCUCUGUACUUUAGAGUUUCUGUGUGUUGUCAUACGGUGAUGACCAAGUGGAACAUUGUGGUCUUCGCGUGGUCUACCUGACCUUUCGUAAGGACAGAGCUUGCUUACAGCUUCCUGACAGAUCUAGAUCAGUGUCAAAUGUCCAAGCAGAAGAAAUGUAAAAACUUAGAUAGCUGAAAAUAGAUUAGAAAAGCAGUAAUUUCAAAAUGUAUACAUACUUUCCCCCCUUUUCAUUAACUUUCCCUUUUAGUCAACAAGGUUUACGUAUGUGCGAGUGAAGUGUUGAACUGAUAUGGUUAGUUUUUCUGCAUCAGACAAGCCCUGCUCUCUGCGGCCUGGUUUUGCUUCUCUCUGUUUGAUCAGCAUCCGGCUGCUUUAUGCUGUGACCGCUGCUGUCAGGCUGGCCUCCACAUCACAUCCCCGAGCGGCUCUCUGACUCACCACUUCACAAGAAACUGUGGCUUACACACACACACACGCACACACACACACACACACACACACAACACAAACGCGUGCGAGCACACACACACACAAUUCUACACAUACUAAAUUGUGUGCACUGAGUCUGUGGUCUGUUUGUUAAUAAUGUGUUUUUUUUUUUCUCAUGAAGAUCUGUUGAGUGAUAUUGGAACGUUCUCAGAAAGGAAGUGCUGCAACUGCCCAGCUGCUGACUCAGCAGCC
Messenger RNA from Anguilla rostrata (American eel), 2834 nucleotides. RefSeq names its product cell division cycle protein 20 homolog B-like. The record is from RefSeq and is a predicted model, not a curated record. The transcript is spliced from 12 exons. Gene Ontology annotation, molecular function: anaphase-promoting complex binding; protein binding; ubiquitin ligase activator activity. NCBI's taxonomy places the organism in Eukaryota, Metazoa, Chordata, Actinopteri, Anguilliformes, Anguillidae. Gene Ontology annotation, biological process: positive regulation of ubiquitin protein ligase activity; anaphase-promoting complex-dependent catabolic process; positive regulation of anaphase-promoting complex-dependent catabolic process. Bases 96 to 1688 code for a protein of 530 amino acids. Gene Ontology annotation, cellular component: anaphase-promoting complex.